This is a messenger RNA of Cylas formicarius (sweet potato weevil), 2803 nucleotides long. Its product is annotated as brachyurin-like. Gene Ontology annotation, molecular function: serine-type endopeptidase activity. The transcript is spliced from 4 exons. The record is from RefSeq and is a predicted model, not a curated record. The coding region runs from base 1874 to 2803 and encodes 309 amino acids. Gene Ontology annotation, biological process: proteolysis. Lineage: Eukaryota; Metazoa; Arthropoda; Insecta; Coleoptera; Brentidae.
UUUAAACCUAUCCUAAGAAGAAGGUAGCAGCGCUAGCCGGGAAAAAUAUACAUCAAAAAAAUACCUAGUACGAUCUGUGCAAAUAAGGGACUUACACUUUGGAAAUAGCUUACAGUAGACAUUACUUAAAUAUUUAAUGAUAAUAAUACUUUGCGCAGGUGUGUGGAAAAGGUAUUGUUUAGCAAUUUAAGAGACUGAUCCAAUGCAUUAUAUGUUUUAGCCAUGUCAUAUGUAAAGGAUCUUUCAAAAAUUCCAGAGGUGUCACGUGGAGCAGGCCUUUAAAUCUUAAAUUUAAAUUGUGAACGUCCGUGCGAAAGCUGAUUUUUUUGAAAAGAUAGCUGGAGACUUCAAUCUUAUAAUUUUGUGAUAAAAAUUACAUUUAUGGAGAUAUCGUCGAUUUUUCAUAUUAAGCCAUCGGACUUCCGUCAAUUUAUGACUAACAGGCCUGCCGCGUUUAAUCCCAAAAAUGAAUCUUAGACAGUAUUCCUGGAUUUUUUCUGAGGCAGCCGCUGUCAGACAUGGACCAUAGACGACAUCCAGUGGUUAAAAGAAGAUAUAAGUAUCAAAUCACACAGGACCUUUUUUACUUUUUUUUACCAUAUAAGUAUUUUAAGUGAGCAAUGGAUUUUCUAAUACAUUGUGUAACGUGACCAUUAAAUCUUAGCUUACUGUCGAGCAUAAGCCCAAGAAAUGCACAUAUUCGAUAUUUUUAUACCAAAGAACAUUGCUAAAGAUUUUUUUGGAUUUAGAUGGAGUGAAUGUUCUAGGGACACCCUGUUAAUGAUUUCUAGAUCAUUAUUUAUGAUUUGACAGCUUUCCAAAAUUUUAUCUCCCGAAAAUAAACUUGUGUAUCGUCUGCAUACAUUUAGGUCUUGCAAUGUUGUAUAAAACUAGGAAACGCGGACGUAUAUAUACAGUAUAAAAUUGGCCCCUGAAUGGAGCAUUGAGGCAUCCCAGAUAUUAUAGCACGGCAGUCUGAUUGCUGUCCAUUUAGAACCACUUUUUGUGUACGACCUUGUAAGUAGUUCCCCAUAAAUUCGACAGCACCCUCAUCAAGUCCUAUGUUUUAUAAUAGUUACCAAAGUAUGGUGAUUCAAGGUAUCAAACGCCUUAGAGUAAUCCAACAUGGUACAUUUGGCUUCGUCAAUUGUGCGGAAUAAAUUAUCAGUGACGUUUAGGAGAGCAGCACAUUGAUUCUGUGGUGGAGCAUUGCACGCGGCGGUUUAACCUCCGUUCGCUCCCGACAGAAUCCCUUGUAUUCGUCCUAAAAAGUUUGAUAUCGUUUUCCACUGUGUGGACUUAGUGUUUUUAGUGUUCAGUGCAUGUUUUAAAGUGAUAAUCGUCGUCGGCCCGUCGUUUUUCCCUGUUCACGCCUGUAUGGAGGCCGGAUGGGCCCGGAUGGUCCGCGAUGGAAGCGGGGGGAAGCCGAUUUUUUUGGUAUCGGUCAGAAUCGUUUUUUGCUAGCUGAGCAAAUUAUUGGUUAUUUUUCUUCUUUGUACGUGGUGGUCAUUGACCAGAAGCGAAAAUCCUCGACGGAAGUCGGCAACGGGCGAAUGAUCCUAGCAGUCGAGCCCAACAUUUUUUUGUGAAACGCAUAAUUGAAUUGAAUUGAAUUGAGAGCAGCACAACUGUGCCCCCUCCUGAAGCCAGACUGAGUUUCAGGAAGAAUACUGUUUUUCUCCAAAUGGAUUCUGUGGUGGAGCAUUGCACGCGGCGGUUUAACCUCCGUUCGCUCCCGACAGAAUCCCUUGUAUUCGUCCUCAAAAGUUUGAUAUCGGUUUCCACUGUGUGGACUUAGUGUUGUUAGUGUUCAGUGCAUGUUUUAAAGUUAUAAUCGUCGUCGGCCCCGUCGUUUUUCCCCGUUCACGCCGGUAUGGAGGCCGGAUGGGCCCGGAUGGUCCACGGUGGAAGCGGGGGGUGUCGGUUUUUUUUGGUACCACAUCUCGCAUUCCCCAAAGACGGCCUGGAUUCGUUUUCCCCGAGGAUCGUAGGCGGCCGGACAGCCACCCCUCACGCCUACCCCUACCAAGCCCUGCUCUUCGCUUACAUCACUAGCGACUCGUAUUUAUGUUCCGGCUCGUUAAUCUCGAGCAACUUUGUGUUAACCGCGGCACACUGCGUGAAAGACGCAUCUUAUGCUCUGGUCCAUCUAGGAGUGCACAACAUGUCUUCCACCGAGCCUUCACAAACUGCGUACAACUCGUCGAUGUUUAUAAUACACGAACGCUGGAACGAAGCAGAAAUGAUGAAUGACAUAGCUUUAAUAAAAUUACCAUCGCCCGCGACCUUGAACGAGAACAUUGCCACCAUUAAAAUUACGAGCGCUAAGGACACGUACGAAGGCGAUAUAGCUAGGGUGACGGGUUGGGGUCUCACGGCUAACGGGGCGACGUCUUCGGUGCUCAAGUACGCUGACGUCAUAGUCAUGUCGAAUCAAGAAUGUGCCACUUUCGAUCUUUACCGGAACCAUAUAGUCGCUAGUCACAUAUGCACGUCAGGCGCGGGGAACGUUGGGACAUGUAAUGGCGACUCAGGAGGACCCUUGGUAUUUAAUGGGGCUCAAAUUGGUAUUGUUUCAUUUGGGUAUUCCGGCUGUACUAUGAGCAAGCCUUCAGUGUACACUAGAUUGACCGAGUUUGCUGACUGGAUUAAAACAAACAGCGAUAUCGCUGCUAAUUCCACAAGCAAUCCUACCAAUAAUUCAGACAGGAAGAUUUCGUCUGCCAAUUUUGUAUUAAUAGCAGCUGCCCUUACACUGUAUUUAGGCGAUAACAUGAUCUCUGUCUUAAUAUUAUUGUCUUAA